This is a messenger RNA of Halichondria panicea, 3358 nucleotides long. Its product is annotated as kielin/chordin-like protein. The transcript has 9 exons. Bases 102 to 3188 code for a protein of 1028 amino acids. Gene Ontology annotation, molecular function: serine-type endopeptidase inhibitor activity. The record is from RefSeq and is a predicted model, not a curated record. Lineage: Eukaryota; Metazoa; Porifera; Demospongiae; Suberitida; Halichondriidae.
AGUGCAAUCUCUCAGUGUAUUGCACAUGCGUCCAAUAGUUGUAUAAAAGUGCAAGGUCAAGGCCAUGCUAUACGUCUGUUGCAAGAAACUAUUAAUUAACCAUGGAUCUUAGAUUGUCACUGUCUUUACUUGUGCUUGUUGGCUCCAUUGGAGUGAUUACUGCCAUCACAAGUGAAACUGUUCCUACAAAGAUAGAUUGCUCUGUAGUUCGAUGUGGUCGACCCCUUGAAUGCAAUCCGGAGGACUUAGUCACUCCACCAGGCCAAUGCUGUCCUAUUUGCGGGCCAGACUGCUCCACUGUUCUGUGUGCAAAACCUCAAUGUGAAGAAAGAGAAGUUAUCGAAACACCUCCUGGUGAGUGUUGUCCUGUGUGCACUCGUCCAGACUGUGCAGCUGUUCUCUGUCUGGCCUUGACUGAUCAGGAUUGUGAUGAUGGUGAAUUAUUGGUCACCCCACCUGGUGAGUGUUGUGCCAGAUGCCAGCGAGACUGCUCUGCUGUGUCUUGCCUGAGGCCAGUGUGUGAGGAAGGAGAGAUGCUUGAAGUUCCUGAAGGAAAAUGCUGUCCAGUCUGUGUCGAAGAAGAAGUGCAAUGUGAAAUUGAAGGUCAAGUUUUCAGUGACUGUGCAUCCCCAUGCCCUAAAACCUGUGACUCUGAUCCUAAUCAAAUCUGUAUCACCCUGUGUGUACAAGGAUGCACCUGCCCUCCUGGACAAGUCAUUGACACUGUCAAUAAUAAAUGUGUGACAACUGACAUAUGCCCACCAACAGCUUGUGCAGUCGAGGGACAGGAAUUUAGUUUUUGUCCUGGCUGUGAUUCUACCUGUAUCGAUGCCAUCAACGAAGAGCUUCGAGUUUGCGCAGCAGUGUGCCGGCCUGGCUGUGGCUGUCCGGGAGCUGAAUUAAUUGACACCAUAUCUGGCCGAUGCGUUCCCAGGGAGGAAUGUACAAAUCCUUGUGCAUUAGUUGACUGUAAGCCAGGGUUUCGUUGCAAAGUGAACAAGACAACAAAUGAAGCAUUUUGUGCUCAGCCUGAGUUAUCAUGUGCUGAAGUGUCGUGCUUGAAGCCUGACUGUGAAGAGGGGGAAGUUAUCGAAACACCUCCUGGUGAAUGUUGCCCUGUGUGCACUCGUCCAGACUGUGCAGCUGUUCUCUGUCUGGCUUUGACUGAUCAGGAUUGUGAUGAUGGUGAAGUAUUGGUCACUCCACCUGGUGAGUGCUGUGCCAGAUGCCAGCGAGACUGCUCUGCUGUGUCUUGCGUGAGGCCAGUAUGUGAGAAAGGAGAGAUGCUGGAAGUUCCUGAGGGCAAAUGCUGUCUAAUCUGUGUCAAAGAAGAAGUGCAAUGUGAAAUUGAAGGUCAAGUUUUCAGUGACUGUGCAUCUCCGUGCCCUACAACCUGUGACUCUAAUCCUGACCAAAUCUGUAUCACCCUGUGUGUACAAGGAUGCACCUGCCCUCCUGGACAAGUCAUUGACACUGUUAACAAUAUGUGUGUGACAACCGACAUGUGCCCACCAACAGGUGUAGACUGCUCUACGGUACUGUGCCUGAGGCCAGAGUGUGAUAAAGGAGAAAUCCUGACAGUCCCAGAGGGAAAAUGUUGCCCAAUCUGUGUACCUGGUGUAGACUGUUCUGCGGUAUCCUGCCUGAGGCCAGUGUGUAAGGAAGGAGAAAUCCUGGAGGUUCCAGAGGGAGAAUGCUGUCCAAUCUGUGUACCUGGUGUAGACUGCUCUGCAGUGUCCUGCUUGAAGCCAGUGUGUGAGAAAGGAGAAACCUUGGAGGUCUUAGAGGGAGAAUGCUGUCCAAUCUGUGUACCUGGUGUAGACUGCUCUGCAGUGUCCUGCCUGAGGCCAGUGUGCGAGAAAGGAGAAAUCCUGGAGGUCCCAGAAGGAGAAUGCUGUCCAAUUUGUGUGCUUGGUGUAGACUGCUCUGCGGUGUCCUGUCUGAGGCCAGUGUGCGAGGAAGGAGAAAUCCUGGAGGUCCCAGAAGGAGAAUGCUGUCCAAUUUGUGUACUUGGUGUAGACUGCUCUGCGGUGUCCUGUCUGAGGCCAGUGUGCGAGGAAGGAGAAAUCCUGGAGGUCCCAGAGGGAGAAUGCUGUCCAGUGUGUUUUGAUCCCUGUGCUGUGGUUGACUGUGCACUAGGCUUUGCGUGUAAGGUGGACGUGCAAACCAACCGGCCCUUCUGUGAGCCAUCAUGUGAAAUCGGCAACGGAGGCUGUGCUAAGAACCAAAUUUGCCAGCUAACUGUUGUGCAAUGUGUGACUACGCCUUGCCCCCCUACAGUCAGUUGUCUAAGUAGAGAUGAGGUCUGCUCUUUGCCAGAAGAAGUGGGCCCUUGUGAAGCAUUGUUUCCACGCUACAACUACAAUUCUAUUUCUAGACAAUGCGAACCUUUCAUCUAUGGUGGUUGCCAGGGUAAUGCAAACAACUUUAAAUCCCUAAAUGAGUGCCGGAUGUUCUGUGGUACAAGAGAUCCCUGCUCCACAAUUAGAUGUCGAUCUGGUCACCGCUGUGAAAUAUUUAAGCCAACUGGAGAGCCGUUCUGCUCUCCUAAUUGCAGUUUGAAUAACGGUGGUUGCUCCAAGGGUGAGCUAUGCACUCUACAACAAGUUCAGUGUGUUCGUGCCCCGUGCCCACCUGUCGUCCAGUGUCUCAGUCGAUGCGCUGCCGUGAGAUGUCGAUCUGGUCAUCGCUGUGAAAUUGACAAACUGACUGGUGAACCAUUUUGCGAUCCAGACUGUAGUUUAGACAAUGGGGGCUGUCGUUCUGAUCAGAUUUGUGAGCUCAAACAGGUGCUCUGUGUACGUGCUCCCUGUCCUCCUGUUGCUCAGUGUUCCUGUCCUCCUCCCUGCUCAAAGGAGUUUUGUACUAACAACCCAAGAGGCCUGUGCUCAAGCAUCAAUUCUACCCUUGGGGGUCUGGAGAUUCCUGGAUGCACUGGAGCGUGCAGGCUGACCUACUGUAGGGUUUGCUUCUACAGUGGUAGUGGUAGUGAGGUGGUUCAACCAACAAAUUUGCGUCGAUGUCAACGUCGACAGUGCUCAAAUUUAAAUGACUACUCCAGACCGAGUGUAUGCUACCGGAAGUGGUCUAGGUGUGCUGGGAAACUCUGGAGGAGAGCAAAUUAUAUGCAGUCAACCUCCACUGAGCAUAUUCAGUGUCCCAGUCCUCCGUGUCCUCGAAAGGGAUAAUUGUUAUAAUAAUUAUCUAAUCCAGCUAUGUAAAAAAACUUUAUGAUUGUAGAUGAACAAAGCUGAUUUUAAAUAUAAUUCUGUAAGAACAUCAAGAUUAUAAUCAUCACUGGUGGAUCAUCAUAAGAUUGUUGAUGUCGUUGGGCAAAACUUAAUGUAAUGAUCUUUAC